CAAGCCCUGCUCAGCUGAGCUUUGACAGUUGCUUGCUGCAGCCCCCAAAUGCUGGGUUUUCUGCCAGUCGAAUUCCUUCACGGACCAGGAGGAAUCUUGCGGGAUCUGCUCAUUCCUCGCCAGGAGCCUGGAGGUGGCAACUGCUGAGAGAAGAGGGAGCCCGGGAGCCGAGGGAAGAAACUGCUUGGGGAGGCAGAGCGGAAAGUUGUUGCCAAGAAAAGGUGGCGCUUUGGAGGGUCACAGGGAUGCACCCUGAAUCGCUGAAGAUUUCGUGGGGAGCCCUUGUCCUGCUCUGGCUGCUGCAGGAGGAGGCUGUGGGGUCAGCAAAGGAGAGGCAAGCAGCAGCUUGGACCCAGAGAGAUGUCUCCACGGUUGGGAUAGAACCUCAUUCCUGGGAGCGAAAGACGCGGGAAACCUCGCCAAGAGACACGAGGACUCGGAUCAGCGAAGAUUUAAUUGGCGGGAGCCUGGCUAUUGACACUUUGGCGGACAAUGAAACACAGAUUGUGGAAGACAACCACAACUACUAUAUAUCUCGAACGUACGGUCCGAGUGAAGCGCGAGCCAAGGAACUCUGGGUAGAAGUUACAGCAGCCAACAGGAGCCAAGUCAAAGUCCAUGGAAUCCUCUCCAAUACGCAUAGGCAAGCCUCGAGAGUCAUCCUAUCAUUUGACUUCCCCUUCUAUGGGCAUUACCUGCGGCAAGUCACCAUAGCAACCGGAGGUUUCAUCUUCAUGGGGGACGUCAUUCAUCGGAUGCUGACAGCUACGCAGUAUGUUGCUCCUCUCAUGGCAAACUUCAACCCCAGCUACUCCCGGAAUUCCACCGUCAAAUACUUUGACAACGGGACAGUCUUUGUGGUUCAGUGGGACCAAGUGUACCUGGAAGGAAAAGAAGACAGAGGCUCUUUUGACUUCCAGGCAGCUUUGCACAGUGAUGGCAGAAUAGUCUUUGGCUACAAAGAGAUCCCCAUGCCUGUCCUGGAAAUUAGUUCUACACAACAUCCCGUCAAAGCUGGACUCUCAGACGCUUUCAUGAUCCGUAACUCCUCCCCUGGCGUGCCUGAAGCUCACCGCCGGACCAUCUACGAAUAUCACCGAGUGGAGCUGGACACCAGCAAGAUCACUAGCGCAUCGGCUGUGGAGUUUUUGCCCUUGCCCACUUGCCUCCAGCACCAGAGCUGCGAAGUUUGCACGACAUCUGACCUAACCUUCAACUGCAGCUGGUGUCACGUCCUGCAGAGGUGUUCCAGUGGAUUUGAUCGGCACCGUGAAGAGUGGUUGGAGUAUGGCUGUGACCAAGAGUUAGAAGAGAAGACCACCUGUGCCGACUUUGAAGACGAUGAACAUUACUACUCAACACCUCCCAGCGACAGUCCCUUCACAGCACUCAGAGAAGACAUCACCACUUCUUCUUCCCACUUUGUCGACAGCCUAACUACAGAAGAUGAUACGAAGUUGAACCAAAAUCCAGAAGACGGUCUGAGAGACGACUUCCCUGCAAAAAAAGUAGAAUCCCAGCUCCAUACAGGAACCAUCGUUGGAAUUGUUCUGGCAGUCCUGCUCAUAGCAGCCAUUAUUCUUGCUGGGAUCUACAUCAGAAGCAACCCUACAUCCCAUGCUGCUUUGUUCUUCAUUAAGCGGAGACCGCACCAGUGGCCUGCCAUGAAGUUCAGAAACCACUCGAUGUACACCGAAGUGGAGCCAUCUGGCCACGAGAAGGAGGGUUUCGUCGAAGCGGAUCAAUGCUGAAGAAUGCGUCUUCUUUUUUUAAUUGCUCUCGCACCUUUAAAACGUCACCUCCCGUUUCCUGUUUGUUUCACGAUGAGCACAACUGAAGAAAGAGCAAAAAGGGGAAAGUAAACACAUAAAGAGCCCCCCCAAAAGAAUUGAAAUGGAUACAGGAGGAUCCAAAAGGCAUGCAGGUUUAGCAUGUGGCCUCUGGGUGGUUUAGCAGGGAAAGCUACAAUGGAGUCGAAGCUUUUAUUGCAGAGAAGCCCACUUCAUAUCGGUUGUUUUCAGGUGUAGCCAUCAAUGGCUGAUUUCAGUGCCAGGGAAAAUAAGCCUGCACUCUUCCUGCUUUUCUCAGGCAUCUGAGCUGUAUGGUAAAGAUGCUUUUUUUUUUGCCUCUGUGUGUUAUGGAGGGUGUUACGUAUAAUUUUUUAAAGUCCCCAAACAGUGGGAAAGCAAAUACAUUAAACUGUCCAAAGAAAGGUUAGGAUAGGGGGAAAUCUAGGCUUCUGGUGGGAGAGAUUGAAGUUUGCCUUCUGAAUAAACCCUUGAGAGAUGCUUACGGAUUAUAGUUAACAUAUAGUUGGUCUGACUCAAAUAUCUCAGUGUCAUUGCAGCACUUACUGCAGCGACUGACAUUUGUGGUUUGUGGGGAGCUUAAUCUGGGCCUAAAAUGCCACCUUCAUAUUUAUCUGUAACGGCGGUAUAAAUUUGAGCCACAAGAAAGCAAGCAUUAAUUAAGAAGGCCUUGCAAUUGACAGUAAUCACCCCAGCCGGAGGAUAAAAUACGUAUUUUUAAAAGUUGGGUUUUCUGAGCUCUGAGUUGGGAGAGGAAGCUGAACAUGAGAGGUGGUUGUUUAGUUGGUUCAUAGUGUCGUACAGUUGCCCUGUAAAAAGGCAGUGAAGAAAGUGAAGCUUUUCCGUAGAUAUAAUGCCCAAUGUAGAAGUAGCCAAAGAGUAGGGCAAAAGGAUUUAAUAAAUAGAAGCACAACUUGAGAUGUAGUUCUUCCACUCUCCAAUAUACCGGUAGACAUGCUUUCAUAGGAGUAUUAACAAGGCAUUUUGGGGGCAUUUCAGUGCUGCAAUGGAACUGUAAAAACAGACACUGUGUGUCCUGGGCUGACAUUUCAGAUCUCAGUGCUGGCCUGAGAAUCUCUGCUGUCUCCAUGUACCUGUACAUGGCUGGGGAAAGAAUCUACAUGUGGAAUUGCAGGUUUUAGAUGUGUUGACCAUAUCUAAUUCUGUUUUUUUUAAAAAAACAAACCCAUGCAAGAGCUUCCUAUAAGUCAAAUGACACAUUCAGUUCAUGUCCACAGCAAACAAGGACCUGAGCACCAAAUUCAUUAUCUGUCAUAACAAUGCAAGGCCUCCUUUCUUUCUGUAUACUUGAAUUUACAAUAUAAUUCGAUGUUGAGGAGGGUGGGGUGGAAAAGCUUGUGGCAAGACGUUUAGUAUGGAUUGUCUGCAUGGAAUGCAGUGUUAAUACUAAUAUAUAAUAGAAAAUAUUAAUUACUUGUACUUUUUGGGAUUGCUUUGGUUUUCGGAAUAAAAAAGAGCGAAGAUCACGACUGAUGUGUGUUAAAUUGCAGAAUUUUCAUAGUUAAGAUUCGCCCAUAUGGUGGUUUUUAAAAGCAAAACAAUAUCCAGGGCACACCGCAGUCCACUUUUGCUCAUGAUUUCUAUGUUAAUUCCUUGUCUUACCCAUCACCUGCCUGCUGCAAUGGUCAAAUUACAGGGGAACAGAAGGGACCUAGCCUCUCAAACCUUUUGGUUGUUGUCGUUGACAGCCCCCUUAGCUACCAUUUUUGGAAGGCUAUAAAGGGGAGGCUGUAAUUAAGCUAAAAUGUAGAUUUCAUUAAGAACCCCCUACUUUCUCAACCCCUCCCCCACCUCCUGUGGCAACUGUCAGUGCAACCCUGCACCUUGACACAUGUGGCUUGAUCCCCCCCCAAAAAAGAAAAAAACCCAUUGCUCUGUCCAGGGAUUCCCACACUUGUCUUCUUCUUCAGAGAUCACUCAUAGCCAAGUAAGAUUGUCUUCCAUAAACACAGUUUUAACAGUGAGUCUGUAAGUGACCAUGGAGGCCAAUUCUCGUUCCACACGUCCUUCCACAGUGGGGACAUAACGGUAGUUUUUCAGGCAGGAGUUGAUCAAGAAGUUGAGCAUUGUUUUGGAUGGAGGGGAGGUUGUAGCCUUCGCCUGCCCCUCCAAACUCUGGGAUAUCCCGUUAACGGGAUUCGGGGGGGUGGCCAAUGUCUGCGGGGCCAGGGGGGCCAGGGGCGAAGGCACUCCCCCAGAUGGAGGUCCCUGCAGGGGUCACUCUAUUGGCUGUAAGUCUUAGGAACCCCCGCCUGGAUUGACCACACGUCACUUCCAGCAGGCGGGCCGGAAGUAUUUAGAUUGCCCCAUGCCCAAGCCAAACCUCUUUCAUCUGUAUUCAAUAAAGUUGUGGCCUGUUUUCACCCCAAA
This is a messenger RNA of Zootoca vivipara (common lizard), 4199 nucleotides long. RefSeq names its product plexin domain containing 1 (gene PLXDC1). The record is from RefSeq and is a predicted model, not a curated record. NCBI's taxonomy places the organism in Eukaryota, Metazoa, Chordata, Lepidosauria, Squamata, Lacertidae.